This is a messenger RNA of Sus scrofa (pig), 6145 nucleotides long. NCBI's taxonomy places the organism in Eukaryota, Metazoa, Chordata, Mammalia, Artiodactyla, Suidae. The record is from RefSeq and is a predicted model, not a curated record.
GGGGGCCGCGCAGCCGGGGAGUUUCAGGAACUGGAGGAACGGGCGGCGGCAGGAGUCGCCCUGCGCCGAGACUCGGGGCCGAGGCGGAGCCGCCGCCGCCGCCGCCGCCGCGCCGGGGCCCAGCCGUAGCCGCCGUCGCCUUCGCUCUCGCCGGGCCGCCUCGGGCCGCCAGCCGCGACGCGGGAGAGGAGCCGGCCGUCCCGGGUCGGGGGAGCCGCCCGCCAUGGCCACCAAGGCUCGGGUCAUGUACGAUUUUGCUGCUGAGCCUGGAAAUAAUGAACUGACAGUCAGUGAAGGAGAGAUCAUCACAAUUACAAAUCCAGUAAGAAAACGUUACCUGUAAAUCUGGCCCUUAAGGACUUCUUUUUAAGAUUUUGUUUUUGGGGUUAAUCGUUCAAACCCACACGAAUUUUUUUCCUGUUGUGUCUGCAUUGUUGAUGGUGGGAUAAUCAUCUGUUAUAUAAACAUUGAGAACAAUUAAGACCUCCUUAAAAAUAGCUGGCUGGGGUUCCAUGAGGCAGAACUGGAGCCGCAGCCCCGGUAGAUCCCAGCCGGACGCGGGCGUAGAGGUUGGAAAGUGAUCAGCAGCCUCAGCUCCGUUUUCUGACGGCCUGGGGUCGGUGUUUGGCCCAGUACAGUGCACACAUAUGCUCUUUGAUCUCUGUCUCUUCUUGAACGCUGUGAGGUUGGUGCUUUUCAUCUCUUUUUACUGAUGAGGGUGGCGCUCAUAAGUGGCAAAACAGGGAUUGGAAACCACAUCUCUUGGCCUUUAAGCCCUGCUUUUUCUUCUUUGCUGGGGACGCUCUUGUAAACAAGUGUCCCUGGAGUGUGGUAUAUAUACACAGUAGGAGACGGGCUAAGAAAACAGGCUCUGAGAGGCAGACAAGCAGGCCCCAUGGGCCAGGCGACAGCUCUAGACUUGGGUUUCAUCUGGGAGGUAGUGGAUUCACUGCGUGGUGUCAUUGUUGAUAAUGUAGGGAGGUGACGUGAUGAAACCUGCACUUCAAGGAAGUGAAUGGGUUGGUGCGGCUGGAGUCUAGGAUCUUGACUGGGUGGUGGCAACGGGAGUAGAAAGAAGAGAGACGCAGGAGGCCGUACAGAGUUGGAUGGGGCAGCCAGGGGAAGACGGGGGACUCGGUGCCCAGUUCGAUACUCUUGGUGAGAAAGGAUCCCUGAGGUUUCUGGCCUUUGUACCUGAGGAAACGAUGGAUUUAUUAAAGCAUGAAAGUCAGGAAGAAGCGCUUCUUCGGAAAGAUUAAAUGAGCUUAUUUUUUUCAGUGUUGAAUUUAGAGACUAGUAAGUAGUCACCCCUACCCUAGAGCUUUGCAUGAGGUUAGAAAUAGAAAGGCAGAGCUAGAAAUGAGGACUGGAGACAGGCCGGCCCUCUGGACGCAUUCGGGAGGAAGCAUGUGAAGAAAGGUGCCAGGAGCCUCCGAGGAGGGAGGAGGGGCUGCACCUGCCCCACCGGCUGGGGCCGAGGACGGCACAGAGCCGGGGAAGGAGAGCGGGGAGUGACCGAGAAGACGGCCAUUUCUCAGUCGUGAUAGUAUUUUUUUAUACCUAUUGUUUUUUUAAAGAAUUACUAGUUAGAAAAUAUAUUGGUAGUUUUAGGUAAUAUACCAGAUAAUAUACCAGAUUAUAUAAGUAAAUAGCUUCUAUUUUUAAUCACAGACGAGAUUAAAGAUUCUUUUAUCUCCCAUUGAAUUUUGUUUUAAAUGAAGUAUUCUUCAUUUCUUGAUAAAGCAUUUUUUAAGUUGCUGUUGUGGUCAAAAAUUGACAAGGUUGUGGCUUAAGGGACUUUUAGAAAGACUGUCAUCUAGAUUUGGGUAGUUAUUGACUAGGGUACGGUUUAUGAAUUUAAGACAAUGCUUACUAUUUUAAGGGGAGAAGUAGGACUUUGCUAAGGUUAUACUGAAAAACAGGAAUCUUGGUAUGGAGUAUUUGGUUCUUUAGUUUAUUGCUAUGACUUACCCGGAAGAGCUACAAAAGCAUGGACCAGUUGUUUUUCCUCAAUACCAGGCAAUCCCAAAGCUUAGUAGCUUGAACAAAUACUUGAUUGUCAUUGCUUUGGGAAUCUCAGGUCAGCCAGAUGGCUCUCCUGAUGGGCCCGUCACCAGUGUGAGGCUGGGGCAGGGCCCUCCAGUGUGGCCUCGUGUUGGCGGUUCUCCUGCUGGCUGUGGGCUGCCUUGGAAGGGGCAGUGGAGAGAUUAGGCCUUGUCCAAAUUUAUCCUCAUAGCAGCUCUUUUGGAAAAAAGAGCAAGGAGAAGUGUACCAAAAAGCCUCUUGAGGAAAGGCCCUGAACUCACCCCAUGUUACCUCUACCUCCUUCUUUUUUUUUUUCCCCCUUUUUUCUUUAGGGCAAUACCUGUGGCAUAUGGAGGUUCCCACGCCAGGGGUCAAAUCAGAGCUACAGCUGCCGGCCUACACCACAGCCACAGCAAUGCAGGAUCCAAGCCACAUUCUCAACCUGCACCACAGCUCAUGGCAAUGCCGGAUCGGUUGUUAACCCACAGAGUGAGGCCGGGGAUUGGACCCACGUCCUCAUAGAUUCUAGUCGGGUUCAUUACCACUGAGCCACAACGAGAACUCCUCUACCGCGUUCUGUUGGCCAAAGGUCAGUGCAGACUCUAGAAAGGGGGGUGUGCUUUUUACCUCUUGACAGUCGGAGCUGCAAACCAUUUUUUAAUCUACCACAGACCAGCAAAUAGAAAAGAAUUAUAAAAUCAUGCCAUUCUAUUAAUAUCCUGUUUUUCAAUCUUUGAUCAAUUAUUGUUGAAGUUUGCUUUUUCUUGUUUUUAGAUUACAUCAUUUUCUGGUGCAAAGAAGGCUUAAGAAUUUAAAAUUUUGAACAGUAUUAGCUCUCUGGGAAUGAAGGUUAAUGUUCAUUUUUUAUGUGUAACAAUCCCCAAAGAAAAGUUUCUGCAGAAAAUUCCAACUGUAAUCUUUUUCUUUUUUCUCUUUUACUUUCCUGAGGACGUUGGUGGAGGAUGGCUGGAAGGAAGAAACAGCAAAGGAGAACGAGGGCUCGUUCCCACAGACUAUGUUGAGAUUCUGCCCAGUGAUGGAAAGGAUCCGUUUUCUUGUGGGAACUCGGUGGCCGACCAAGCCUUCCUCGACUCCCUCUCGGCAAGUACAGCGCAAGCCAACUCAGCAGCGGCCAGCGGCGCCAACCAGGUCAGCAGUGGCAAUGACCCCUGGUCAGCCUGGAAUCCCUCCAAGUCUGGAAACUGGGAUAACACGGAUGGCUGGGGAGCCAAGCCAGAGGGGGCUGCAGCUCAGAGAAACACUUCCAACAACUGGGACGCUGCCUUCGGUCAUCCCCAGGCCUACCAAGGCCCAGCCACUGGGGACGAUGACGACUGGGACGAAGACUGGGAUGAGCCCAAGUCGUCGUCUCCCUACUUCAAGGACGGAGAGUCGGCCGAAGCCGGAGGAGCCCAGCGGGGAAACAGCCGGGCGGGCUCCUCCUCCAUGAAGCUGCCGCUUAACAAGUUUCCUGGAUUUGCCAAACCUGGAAUGGAACAGUAUUUGUUGGCCAAGCAGCUAGCAAAACCCAAAGAGAAAAUUCCUAUCAUUGUUGGAGAUUAUGGCCCAAUGUGGGUUUAUCCUACUUCUACAUUUGACUGUGUGGUAGCAGAUCCCAGGAAAGGCUCCAAAAUGUAUGGACUGAAGAGCUACAUUGAGUAUCAGUUAACACCCACUAACACGAAUCGAUCUGUAAACCACAGGUAUAAGCACUUUGACUGGCUGUAUGAGCGCCUCCUGGUGAAGUUUGGGUUAGCCAUCCCGAUCCCUUCUCUCCCAGAUAAGCAAGUCACAGGUCGCUUUGAAGAAGAAUUUAUCAAAAUGCGCAUGGAGAGACUUCAGGCAUGGAUGUCCAGGAUGUGUCGCCAUCCAGUAAUCUCAGAAAGUGAGGUUUUCCAGCAGUUUCUAAAUUUCCGAGAUGAAAAGGAGUGGAAAACUGGGAAGAGGAAGGCUGAAAAAGAUGAGCUGGUGGGAGUGAUGGUAUUUUCCACCAUGGAACCAGAGGCGCCUGACCUGGACUUAGUGGAGAUAGAACAGAAGUGCGAGGCUGUUGGCAAGUUCACCAAGGCCAUGGAUGACGGCGUCAAGGAGCUGCUGACCGUGGGCCAGGAGCACUGGAAGCGCUGCACAGGACCAUUACCCAAGGAAUAUCAGAAGAUAGGCAAGGCCUUGCAGAGUUUAGCAACAGUCUUCAGUUCUAGUGGCUAUCAAGGUGAAACAGAUCUCAAUGAUGCAAUAACAGAAGCAGGAAAGACCUACGAAGAAAUUGCCAGCCUAGUGGCAGAACAGCCCAAGAAAGACCUCCACUUCCUGAUGGAAUGUAACCAUGAGUAUAAAGGGUUCCUCGGCUGCUUCCCUGACAUCAUCGGCACUCACAAGGGAGCAAUAGAAAAAGUGAAAGAAAGUGAUAAGCUGGUUGCAACUAGUAAGAUCACCCCACAGGACAAACAGAACAUGGUGAAACGCGUUGGCACAAUGUCUUAUGCAUUGCAAGCCGAGAUGAAUCACUUCCACAGUAACCGGAUCUAUGACUACAACAGUGUCAUCCGCCUGUACCUGGAGCAGCAGGUGCAGUUCUACGAGACGAUCGCGGAAAAGCUGAGGCAGGCCCUCGGCCGCUUCCCGGUGAUGUAGGCGCGGACAGCACGUCAAGACACGCUGCCGAAGUGCUUCUUCCUGACUUGGGGCAAUGCAAUGUAAUUUUUUUUUCCCUCAUCCAAAAAACAGAAAAGAAAACCAAAAAGAAACAGUUGAAAAAAUGGCAUUUACUUUGUAAACCAGCCUAAAUGCAUCAGUUAUUUAGGGAUAUUCUUCUUUUGUUCCUUCCACAUCCAUCGCCUAAGCCGGUGGAAGUUGUCUAUUUUUGGAAAGUACUUAAAGUCAGCAGAAUUUUGAAGGGAAAAUUAGGGAUUUCCCUCACUGAUAUUUUACAUAAAAUUUUAAUUUAUGAAUCACCCAUGAUCUUCUAGUCCUUACCCAAUGUCAGAUUACUAAUUGCUUUCUUAAAAAUAUGAAAUAUGCAGAAUAAAAAAUAUAUGUUUGUAUAUUUUUAUAACUCUUUCUAGCCCUUUGGGAUUCCUGUCUAUUUAGGAAAACCCACAUGCCUUUCACUGACAUAUUUAUGACUCAGGAGGGAGGAAGCAGAGGGGCUCUUGGGGCCCGGCCCGGCACCCCAAGUCCCAGUGGGUGGGCCGCCCAUGUCCCUUCAGAGGACCUGGCUGGGCAGGAGCCCAGGAUCAGCUCCCCGGCCCGCUGCCCGCCUCCCACCCCGCAGAGUUUCUGAAGGGCCUCAGCCUGCGCCCGGGCAGGGCGUGCUGGGCGCUGGAAGACUCCCCGCAGGGAGCCCCUGCUCCCAGGGCAGGAGCGGCCUGUGACCUGCGUGCUGGAAGCCUGCUCCUCGGGGCCACUGCCCCCCACUCGCUUUCGUCUCGGCGCUGGGGCCGAGUCGCGGUGAGGAGUGCGGGGAAAGCACCGUUGGCGAUUUGCGUGACUGUCGAGGAGCCGGCCUUUGCCCGAAGAGCAAGGCGCGGGUUGGAGGAGCCGCCCGUCCCCAGCAGGGGGCGCGUCGAGGGGCCGAUGCGGAGGCCGCCGGCCUGCCCUGCGCGCAGCCGCCCCCAGCCUGGCGUCGGAGAAGGAGCGCAGAGUCGGCGCCCGACUGUGUCCCACGCGGCAGACCCUCGUCCCCACCGCUAGGACGUCGCCGAGGGGCACAAAGCAAACCUCGCAGACACGCGCCUCCCGCGGACGCCCGUUCUCCACAGCGGCCUUACUGCAUCGUCCCGUUCCCCCCCCCCCCCCCGCUUUCACUUUUCUGACCGAUUGGUUAUAUUCUAGAAAAUGGCAAUUUUGGGCCAGCACAAAAAAAGUGACACCAAAAACUAAGUAGAAGUGGAAAGCAAAUGAGAACGUCUUGUUCCUCAGUAUCACGGGUUUUUGUUCCUGUUUUAUAAGUAAUUUUCCCCACUUGAUUUUUCUUUUAUAAAAACUCAUAGAGCAGUGUUUAUGAUACAGCCAUUUAAUAUAUGUACAAAUUGUAAAGAAUAUGUAUAAAUGUUUUACACAAAUGUAAGAGCAUGUAGAAGCCAACAUAUAUAAAUAAAUUGUUAAAAAAAAAACUGUA